GCAGUCGGCCGCGCCCCGCUCCGCCGGCAUGCGCUGACCUGUUGCUCCCUGGCCCCGGACAUGGCGGCCGCCUCGGCCGGACGCCGGCCGCAGCUGCUCUGGAUCGGCCUGCUGGCCCUGCUGCCGCCAGGGACUCACCAGGGCAAGAACGAGCGGCGAAUACUGGAAAACGUGAUGAAGAACUACAACACGUUGGAGCGGCCGGUGGCGAACGAGUCGUUGCCGAUCACGGUGAAGUUCGGGUUGACACUGCAGCAGAUCCUGGACGUGGACGAAAAGAAUCAGAUUCUAACGUCCAAUAAUUGGUUGAACUUGGAAUGGAUGGACUACAACCUACAAUGGGAUCCAGAGGACCACGGCGGUGUGCAUGACCUCCAUAUCCACCCCAAGUAUUUAUGGAAGCCAGACGUUCUAAUGUAUAACAGUGCUGAUGAGAAGUUCGAUGGCACAUAUCCCACGAACGUCGUGGUGGACCACAACGGCAGCUGCCUGUUUGUACCUCCUGGGAUAUUCAAGUCCACCUGCAAAAUAGACAUAACGUGGUUCCCGUUCGACGAGCAGCGCUGCGACAUGAAGUUCGGCUCCUGGACGUACGACGGCUGGCAGCUGGACCUAGUUCUGAAAGAAAAAGAAGGCGACACAUCAACGUUUAUCAGCAACGGCGAGUGGGAUCUCCUAGGUCUGCCGGGGAAGAGGAACGUCAAAGUGUACGAUUGCUGCCCUACGCCAUAUGUGGACAUCACGUUCACCAUCAAAAUCCGACGGAGAACGCUUUACUAUUUCUCCACCCUCAUCAUCCCUUGUGUCCUCAUAUCUUCCAUGGCCCUCCUGGGCUUUACUCUCCCGCCUGACUCCGGGGAGAAGUUGACGUUAGAGGUGACAAUUCUGCUUUCUCUGACGUUCUUCCUAAACAUCACCACCGAAAUGAUGCCAGAAACCUCAGAGGCAGUGCCCCUUAUAGGGGUGACGAUUCUGCUCUCUCUGACCGUGUUCUUGAACCUGGUCGCUGCCAUGAUGCCAAACACCAGUGACGCAGUGCCUCUCAUAGGGACGUACUUCAACUGCAUCAUGUUCAUGGUUGCAUCCUCAGUCGUGCUCACUGUUGUGGUUCUUAACUACCACCACAGGACGGCAGACACACACAGAAUGCCGCAGUGGAUCAGUACGCUGUUCCUCAACUGGCUGCCGUGGUUCCUGCGCAUGUCACGGCCCGGCCGCAAGAUCACGCGCAAGACCAUCAUGAUGAACAACAAGAUGAAGGAGCUGGAGCUGAAGGAGCGCUCCUCCAAGUCGCUGCUGGCCAACGUGUUGGACAUGGACGACGACUUCCGGGGCUUGGCGCCCACCGGCGGCUACGGCGGCCUCGAGUACACGCCGUCGAGCGGCUGUGCCGGCACGCACCGCGAGCUGCAGGCACUGCUGCGCGAGCUGCGCUUCAUCACGGCGCGCAUCCGCAAGGACGAUGAGAUCCGCGAGAUUAUCAGUGACUGGAAGUUCGCCGCCAUGGUGGUGGACCGCUUCUGCCUGAUCGUGUUCACGCUGUUCACGGUCGUGGCGACCAUCGCCAUCCUGUUGACUGCGCCGCACAUCCUGGUGGCAUAGGCGACGCGACGGCAGAACGCUCAAGGAACUGGCCACGGCGCGGCGGACGGGCGCGCGGUGAGGCGCGCUCGGCAGGGCCGACGCCAGUGCAGGGGUCUCCGAGAGAACCGGCAUCAGCUUUCGACACGCGCCAUCCGUUUCGACACAUCGUUCAUCCAUUUUGUGCGGUUGGAGUGUGCCGUUAAUGCGUGUUCGCGAGAAGGCGAGUGACUCCCCGGGGGAGGACAAUGUAAUUCACUGUUAAGAAUAUUGUAGGCCAUGUUUGUAGCUGGGUAGCAGACGAUUAUAUGUCAUAGACCUCUGAGCAUAAACUCAUCCCUGUGACGAACCCCGUGGUGCCCUGCCUAAAAUGUGGGAACAUAAUAAUCCGGCAGAUUUCUCCGUUAUGACUCCCGCAUGUAGCGCCCCUUCCGAAGGUGAGCAAUGGUUAGUGAGAACAAUUAGAAACUCUUCAUUGCUAGGUAGAAUAUUCUAACAAAUGAGGUGAUGAUUUAAAGUCAACUUACCUGGACUCUUCUGAUUUUGAUAUACCUCAGAUGAAAUAAGCUGCAUCAUAUCCCUAUUCACCUCUGUCGAUUGCUCAUUCUCGCUUACGAGAUACCAACAACAAUCUUGAAUGUUCUAGGCAGUGCAUUUUUGCUAUUUAUUUUAAUGUCCAUUCAUCUAUCUUCAUUUUGUUAGUUUUUAGGAUUGAGAGUUAAAAAAAACACAAAUGUGACCUUCACAUUUGUUCACAUGCCUACACAUACGGUAUUGACUGAGCAUUGCCCUUUCGGUUGGAGUCACUUCAUGAGUCCGUGUAAGAAAAAAAAUUAGAUGGAAAUUUUGCAUUGCUCGUUUCACCAAUUGCAGUGUGCAUAACACGACCACUCAUGUUUAUUAAGGAUUAACAAAUAACAGAUUGAGCACAUACCUACAUAACCUGGGAGCAUGUGAGCAAAUACUUUGUCAUGUUUUGGAAUAUGCUGAUAAUGACAUGUUUUGAAAGAUGUAAAUGAAGAACGUUUUGGAACACGUCAAUAAUGAAUGUUUUGAAACAUAUCAAUAAUGAGAUGUUCCAAAACAGGACUCUUUUAAUUUCUUCAACUUGCUGUAUCUCUCGAAUAUUUUCAACACGUUUUCCACGCAUGACGCCUGAAAAAAAUGCACAUUAGUGCUGACGCUCUGAAAAAGUAGGAACACGAUCCUGCCAAUCCGCAGCGCGCACCCUGCCCGUCUCUAGACAGAAUAUACUGAACAGACAUUACAUGGUGCAUACUCUAUACGCUCAAUUUGUGCGGCAUUUCACUAGAUCUAGCGCUGCUAUCGUGAACUGUGUACUCAUCGAGUGUUAAAAAUGCGUUUUCUGUCACAGAGUAAGGGUGGGUUUGCGAUCCCAUUCUUCGUCUCCACUUUCAUGCGGUUUUGAUGCGCGCGUUGCGAGCCGGGCCGGCUAGCGCCUCUGGCUGUGGGAGCUUCCCAGAAGAGCGGACCGCCAGGCCCGAGUUGAGCUCAUGCCCGCGACGUGGCUGAACCACAUUGUUUAUGUGUGCUAACGAGGCCCACUUGACUAUUUCAUGUCUCUCAAACGUUGUGCAUGUGUUCUCUGUUUUUGAAAUGAAGACGUUUCUACAACUUG
Messenger RNA from Pollicipes pollicipes, 3220 nucleotides. Its product is annotated as neuronal acetylcholine receptor subunit alpha-7. Gene Ontology annotation, biological process: monoatomic ion transmembrane transport. NCBI's taxonomy places the organism in Eukaryota, Metazoa, Arthropoda, Thecostraca, Pollicipedomorpha, Pollicipedidae. Gene Ontology annotation, molecular function: transmembrane signaling receptor activity; acetylcholine-gated monoatomic cation-selective channel activity. Bases 61 to 1602 code for a protein of 513 amino acids. The transcript is spliced from 11 exons. The record is from RefSeq and is a predicted model, not a curated record. Gene Ontology annotation, cellular component: postsynaptic membrane.